AUGUCAGUGUUGUCAUCAGGACUGGGACCAUACAGGAUUCAGUUGAAGAAUGUCACUGAAGUGACCAUGUUUACAUUGUUGGGCUUCACAGAUGAUUUUGAGCUGCAAGUCUAUCUCUUUUUACUGUUCCUUGCCAUCUACAUUUUUACUCUGGUAGGAAAUUUGGGAUUGGUUUUAUUAGUCUUGGUAAGUUCCAGACUCCACAACCCCAUGUACUAUUUCCUGAGUGUAUUAUCUUUCUUAGAUGCCUGCUUUUCUUCAGCUGUCACCCCAAAAAUGUUGGUUAAUUUCCUAUCAGAGAAUAAGGGCAUUUCAUUCCUUGGAUGUGCUACACAGAUGCUGUUCUUUCUUACUUUUGGGACCACAGAAUGUUUUCUGUUGGCAGCCAUGGCAUAUGAUCGCUAUGUAGCAAUCUACAACCCACUGCUCUAUUCAGUUAACAUGUCACCCAGAGUCUAUGUGCCACUCAUCACUGGGUCUUAUGUUGCUGGUAUUUUGCAUGCCACUUUGCACACAGUAGCAACUUUUCGCCUCCCCUUCUGUGCAUCCAAUGAAAUCAGACAUGUCUUUUGUGAUAUCCCCCCACUCCUUGCUAUCUCCUGUGCUGACACUCACAUCAACCAGCUUCUACUCUUCUACUUUGCAGGUUCUAUUGAGAUAUUCACCAUCCUAAUUGUCCUGAUUUCCUAUGGGUUCAUUUUGUUGGCCGUUCUGAAAAUACAUUCUGCUGAAGGGAGGCGAAAAGUGUUUUCCACUUGUGCCUCUCACCUCACUGGAGUGUCAAUUUACCAUGGAACAAUCCUGUUCAUGUAUGUGAGGCCAAGUUCCAGCUAUGCUUUGGACCAUGACAUGAUAGUGUCUGUGUUUUACACCAUUGUGAUUCCCAUGCUGAAUCCCAUCAUCUACAGCUUGAGGAACAAAGAUGUAAAAGAAGCAAUGAAAAAAUUAUUUGAGAGAAAUUUGACCAUAAACAAAGUACAUUUUUAG
This is a messenger RNA of Orycteropus afer afer, 987 nucleotides long. Its product is annotated as olfactory receptor 1094-like. NCBI's taxonomy places the organism in Eukaryota, Metazoa, Chordata, Mammalia, Tubulidentata, Orycteropodidae. Gene Ontology annotation, biological process: G protein-coupled receptor signaling pathway; sensory perception of smell. Gene Ontology annotation, molecular function: G protein-coupled receptor activity; olfactory receptor activity; odorant binding. The record is from RefSeq and is a predicted model, not a curated record. Gene Ontology annotation, cellular component: membrane. Bases 1 to 987 code for a protein of 328 amino acids. The transcript has a single exon.